CAAACGUGAUUCGAUCAAUUUGUUUUCGUAAAUUUUAAAAACCAAGAAAGCCAGCCGCCCUCUCCAAUUCUAAUAAUACCAUGAAACGUCCUUUCCAAGAAACAAACACCGCUGUGGCGCCCAACUCCGGCGACAACCCUCUUGCUCCCAAGCCCGUUUUCUUAACUAAGGCUCAGAGGGAGCAGUUGGCCCUCCAACGCCUUCAGGAACAUCGCGUCCAAGAACAACACCACCUUCACCGCCUUAAUCCCUCUAAGUCCGGUUCCUCCAAACCUUCCCCCAAUUCCAACUGCCGAGACCGUGAAAGGAGGCGACACAGGGAACGUUACUCGGAAUGCCGCAACCGCCAGCAUGAGGAGGAAGCCAAGGAGCGUAAGCGUGCGCGGUUGGAGAAAUUGGCGGAUCGAGAGCGUGAGAAGGAGUUGGAGGCGAUUAAAGAACACUAUAUUGGAUCUAAGAAGCCGACGAGGAAGGUUAUGAAGAUUACUGAGAAAUUUCGCUUCUCUUUUGAUUGGGAAAACACGGAAGAUACUUCCAGGGACGUGAAUUCCUUGUGCCAAAAUCCUCACGAGGCCCAGCUCUUGUUCGGACGAGGGUUCCGAGCCGGAGUCGACCGGAGGGAGCAGAAAAAGCUUGCUGCCAAGAAUGCGAAGGAGAUGCUAGAGGAAAUUCGCAGAAAAGAGGGCGUUGAAUUGAAACCGGGAGUUGCUGCUGCACAGAGGCUCCGGGAGGAAGCUGCUGAUAUGUACGAUUCUUUCGAUAUGAGACUCGACACCCACUGGUCCCUGAAGAAGUCGGAGGAGAUGACUGAGAGAGAUUGGAGAAUUUUCAGAGAGGAUCUCAAUAUUUCCUAUAGGGGAUCCAAAAUUCCUCGGCCUAUGAGGAGUUGGGGUGAGAGCAAGUUGAGUCCGGAGCUGUUGAAAGCCAUAGAAAGAGUUGGGUACAAGAAGCCGUCUCCGAUUCAGAUGGCUGCGAUUCCAUUAGGAUUGCAACAGAGGGAUGUGAUUGGGAUUGCAGAAACUGGUUCUGGGAAGACUGCUGCUUAUGUUUUGCCUAUGCUGUCUUACAUUUCUAGGCUUGCUCCAAUGAGCCAAGAGAAUGAGGCUGAGGGGCCUUAUGCGGUUGUCAUGGUGCCUACUCGAGAACUUGCACAGCAGAUUGAGGAUGAGACAAUGAAGUUUGCACAUUACAUAGGUAUCAAAGUGGUGUCAGUUGUUGGUGGACAUUCCAUAGAGGACCAAGGGUUUAAAGUUAGCAAGGGUUGUGAUGUUUUAAUAGCAACACCAGGUCGUUUGCUUGAUUGCUUGGAAAGGCGGUAUGUUGUUUUGAACCAGUGUAAUUAUGUUGUUGUUGAUGAGGCUGAUCGCAUGAUGGAAAUGAAUUCUGAGGAGCAGGUGAUGGAUGUGUUGGAUGCAUUGACUUCCAGCAACUCAAAACCAGAGAAUGAAGGUGAUGAGAAAAAGAUUUCCAGGACAACUUACAUGUUCAGUGCUACAAUGUCACCUGCUGUGGAGAGGCUUGCGAGGAAUUACUUGAGAAAUCCUGUUGUUGUUACUAUUGGAACGCCUGGAAAGGCCUCUGAUUUGAUUUCCCAACAUGUAAUCAUGAUGAAGGAACCAGAGAAGUUUCAGAAAAUGCAGAGAUUACUUGAUGAACUUGGGGAUAAGACUGCUAUUGUUUUUGUUAACACUAGAAGGAAUGCAGAUACCAUUUCUAAGAACUUAGAUAAAGCUGGAUAUCAUGUGAUAAGUUUACAUGGAGGGAGAACACAGGAGCAGAGGGAAAUAAGCCUUAAGGGGUUUAAGACCAAGAAAUACAAUGUGCUUGUUGCUACUGAUGUUGCUGCUCGUGGUAUUGACAUUCCUGAUGUGGCUCAUGUCAUUAACUAUGAUAUGCCUCAUAAAAUUGAAAUGUACACACAUCGAAUUGGACGAACAGGCCGGGCAGGAAAGACAGGUAUGGCCACAACAUUUUUAUCUCUUCAGGACACUGAUGUGUUUUAUGAUCUCAAGCAGAUGCUUAUGCAAAGUAAUAGUCCUGUCCCUCCUGAUCUUGCAAGGCAUGAAGCUUCAAAGUUCAAACCAGGAACGAUCCCUGGCCAACCUCCUAGACGCAAUGCCACUGUUUUUGCUCGUUGAGAAAUUGAUAUUUUGGUACACUUAUUUUUUUGUUUGGAAAAUAUUUUGGUAGCCAUUUUAGAAGGUGAAGAAUUGAUUUUAUUUUCUUUUUGAUUCUUUAUACUUAAUCUGCUUUUGCUUUGAAUGUGGAAUAUUAUGGUUAUUUCUUCUAAUUUAGUGUACUUUCUUAAUUUCUUUCAUUUAUGUCAGUCUUUGAGAUUGCAGAAUUUGAUAGUUUGCAAUUGGCAUCUGCAUUCCCCUAUGAUACCAGUUGGGUAUCCUACUGCUGACUUUAUUUCUGGGGAAUUUUAAAGUACUUGGAUCCUGAUUUUUGAGUACCACUGCAACUACCAGUUGAAUGAUCAAGUGAUGUCUAUAGUUAUGGAGUUGCGUUACUAACUUGUUUGAGCUAGUGACCUCCCAAAAGGGCUGCUGGGCAAGGAAUCCUCAGAUCUAUCAAACUCUUCUCAGAGCUUGCAUUUGCCUGUCUCAGAGAGAAGAAAGCAGAUAGAUCUGGAAUGAAGGAUGUUGUUCAAGAUCUUGAAUGCAUACUUCAGAAUAUCGAUCAGGAAAACAUUCCUAAUGAGAUUAGUAUUAACAUCACAUAUGAACUGUUUUAACUACAUGUCAAUUGGGAUAUGUGCAAAAUGCUAAUAUGUGAAUAUUCAUUUUAAAGGAAGGAUUGGAUUUUGGAGGACCAUUAGCUUUGGGUGGUGCAAAGAAGCAAAAGUGAUUCAAAAGAUGGGAUUUGAGUGGAUGGAAAAACAUAAAGCAGGAUAUCGUUUGACAACUUUACAUGGUGGGAGAACGCAGCAGAGAGAAAUUAGCCUUGAUGGUUUCGAGACCAAGAUAUACCAAUGCAACGGAUGUUGCUGUUUCGCGGUACUGAUAAUAUUCCUGAUGUGGCUCAAGCCUCAUGUCAUUAACUAUGAUCUGCCUCAUAGAAUUGAAAUGUAUGCAUAUCAAAUUGGAUGAACAGGACAUGAAUAGAAGACAGGUGAAUAUAUAAACAGCAGAAAGAUGC
Messenger RNA from Rubroshorea leprosula, 3141 nucleotides. The record is from the annotation of a GenBank genome assembly. Lineage: Eukaryota; Viridiplantae; Streptophyta; Magnoliopsida; Malvales; Dipterocarpaceae.